AUGGUGAGAUUAAAGACCCGGUAUAUCCUUUUUGAGAUUAUCUACCCCGAGAGGAAGACUUAUCCCAUCGAGGAUAAUUUUGGAACAGUUGCAGAUUCGGCAUUAUCAAUUCAUCAGCCGACUGACUCGAAGGUUACUGGUAGGCAAAUAAUAUAUUUAAUACGACUGUCGCUCCAUAAGAAUUUCGGCGAUUAUGGGUCAUCUACUGCUGUGGGACUCUCCAUGAGAUACUUCUCACCUAGAACAGGUACAGGCAUAUUGAGGGUCACCAGGAAUAACUGGAAGUACAUUGUGGCUGCCAUCACCUUCAUCAACAGUAUAAAUGGAGAGCAUUGCAUAUUCCACACAAUAAAUGUGAGUGGGUCCAUUAAGAAAUGUGAAGACAGAUCCAUGCAAUACUCGAAGGAUUUGAUACGGACGUUGCGGAAAGCUAGAAAUGCAGCUGAUGAUGAUGACGAUGCUUCAAUUCUUGGACGUGUGUUCGCUGAAGAUAUGAAAAAGGACAGUCAGGGUGUGUCAAUGAAUGAUAACCGAGUAUAA
Messenger RNA from Brettanomyces bruxellensis, 540 nucleotides. RefSeq lists its product as uncharacterized. Gene Ontology annotation, biological process: tRNA 5'-leader removal. The transcript has a single exon. The coding region runs from base 1 to 540 and encodes 179 amino acids. The record is from RefSeq and is a predicted model, not a curated record. Gene Ontology annotation, cellular component: ribonuclease P complex. NCBI's taxonomy places the organism in Eukaryota, Fungi, Ascomycota, Pichiomycetes, Pichiales, Pichiaceae.